Messenger RNA from Chara braunii, 6476 nucleotides. The record is from the annotation of a GenBank genome assembly. NCBI's taxonomy places the organism in Eukaryota, Viridiplantae, Streptophyta, Charophyceae, Charales, Characeae.
GAUCUGUUCUACCUGUUCCCACCCUCCCUGCCCUCCCCAUACUCUGUGACACCGAGGUCUCCAAGUACCGCAUCAGCCUGUGCUGAUGUCGACGGAACAGAGCACUGGGGCACUGCCACGACGCAGUGCCAGGCUCGCAGUUCGUAGCCACUUUGUGCUACCUCCACGGCCGAAGUAUCAGCAACAACGACGCAGCAGGCGAACGACUCCAGCGGCAUCCAGUACCAAUGCAGCAACUGCAGUACGGGGUACCGUCGGGACCCUUCCCGCCUGUCCGGUCCAAGGGGACCAUGAGACUUUGGCAGCUUACCUUCAGCGGGUACAGGCAUUCACAGAUGCCAUCGCCACAGCAAAGGCACAGCAAGGGGCAGCAGAAGCAGAACGUCAGCGGCUUGCCCAAGAGCCGGCAGCCCAAGCUCAGCGAACUGCUGAGGCUGAAGCAACGGCUCGAGACAAGCGGAAUGCCGCCAGCAUUGAGUCUCUGAUUCAAAAUGAGACAACGCAGCAGCAUCAACAGCACCAGCUGUUGAACACCACUAUCACACGCGUCAACAACAUCGAGGCUAAGGCCUCAGCAGCGCCAGGCUGCAUGAUAGACACGGCGAAGCAGCUCGGGGAGCUCAUCAACCAUGUUGUCAAUAUUAUCGAAGACCUAGGUGACUUUACCAGUCCGGCCACGAUCAGCAGCAUGGUGGCCGCCAUCAAGACAGACAUCACCAAAUUGCAGUCACGACCGGAAGCCGCUGCGAAGGAAGAUGACAUUCAGCUAGGAGCAGCGGCAAAGUGUGGGCACAAGAAAAUGGAUCGUAAUAUGAUGAACAUGGGCGCCAUGGAACGGUAUCAGGAGGAACGUGCUCGUGCAGCUGAUAUGAUGAAAGCAGCAAAUCCCGGCGCUGCCACGCCAAGCUCUGUUGCACCUGGAAAUUUCGUUUGGGAUGAGGCAUCAGGCCUGUAUUUUGAUGAAGCCUCUGGAUAUUACCAUGAUCCACGAGCUGGGUGGUAUUACAAUGGACACAACUCAACAUACUACUCAUACGAGGAUGGGAAGUUUGUUCCACUUCCGUGUCCCAUUAUCGAGGGAGACGAGCCAGGCAAUAAGUCAGGAGGUGGUGAUGUCAGCAAAGACGUCGGGAGGCCAAACUAUGGGCAUGACAAGGUUGGUAAUGCUGGUUUUGAAGGAGCCCGAGGUGGUCGCUAUGAUGUGAGGGGGGAUCAAGUAGAAGGGAAGCGUAGUGACCGAGUUGGAGAGCCUCCAGUUGGUGGGGCGGGGCCCGCUUUGGCUGGAGAAAGGCCACAUCUGAGUGCUGGUAUGUCUGGGGAGAGGGAGCAGGAGAGGCUUCAUGAUUGGCGGACUGGGGGUGGCAGCGAACAUGUUGGUGCUGAAGGUUGGUCAAGGGGGAGGGCAAUGGAUGAGUCCGUGGCUGGCACUCGCUACUCUGGCAUGGGAGUGAGUGGAAGAAGUGUGAGUCAUUUUCCAGGAGGUGAGAGUAUGGCUGAGGGUUGCAGUCGAUCAUGGAUGCCCUCAGGGCACCCUCGACGAGAGGAUGAGGGUAUUGCAAGUGCCGACUACCUGGAAUACCGGGAACGGGAGCUCAGAGGUAGAGGGUGGAAAGGGGGUGCGGGUGUCUUGGGCAGUGGGGGAGCAACAGAUAACGGGGGUCUGCGAUACUCUCGUAGAGAAGAGUACCGAGGAGGAAGAGAGGAGUAUCUGGGAAGAGAGGAGUAUGUGGGAAGAGAGGAGUUUGGAGGAAGGGAUGAAUAUGGAUAUGGACGAAGGGACGAGUACAGAGGAAGAGGGGAGAGGAGCAGAAGGGAAGAAUACCGUGGAAGAGAGGAACUGAGGGCAAGGGAAGAGUUCGUUAGACGGGAGGAUUUUAGAGGAGAGGGUAGUGAAAAUUGGAGGUACGCAGGACGUGAGGAUGCGAAGCGCCAUCUAAGGAGUGGUUCGUUUGACCGUGAUCGUGAUGAGCGCCUGCUCCAAGAGAGAGCAGCCUUGUAUUCAGAUUCAGCUCGACCUCCUCCUUGGGGAGUCCUCGAAAGGGGUUCUAGUAGUAAAGAGGAGCUGAUGCGGAUGGAGCGCUUCAGAACAUCUGCACUUGAAAGUUAUGAUGACAGAAGAAUUGCGACCGGGAGAGAGAGGGAUGCUCCUCUUCAUGGUACUGGUGCCGGGUGGUCCUCUGAUGGAAACCGACUGCCUGAACGAGGAGGUCUAAAGGACGAUGGAAAACUGGUUCGAAUUCCGUCCGCAAGUGAUCUGCCCGGCAGUGGCACUGAUCCAUUAGACGCCGGGUGUGGUAGUUGGCUGACACAGAAGCCUGGCCAAACGGUGACAACGGAGUCCUCGCAGCACACACUGCAACCAGGAAGCACAGGUAUCCCUGCUCAGCAACCCGCCCAGCAGCCCGCUCAGCAGGAGGCACAGGGCCAAGUGGCAGCAGCUGCCGAGCAGCAGCCUGCGGCUGCAGCUGAGGCGGUGGGUCCUUACGGGAGCAGCUGGCAGUGGGGGUCAUGGUAUUACGAUGGAAACACAGGACUGUACUACAAGUACGAGGACGGAAACUGGAAGGUUCAUGAGGGUGAAGGAUGGGGAGGAGCAUUGCCUAAUGGAGAAAGUGCGUCUACUGCGAUGGCUGUCAGUGGCCAGCCAUGGCAGGGAGGCAGUGCAACAAAUGCGGCGGGUACGACAGAUGGCGGCACUGUUACUCCUGCUGCGGAAGGUGCGACAAAAGAAACUGAUGGCUAUAGUGAAUGGCAAUACGACUACGCUCAAGGGAAGUAUUAUUGUGUCAAAGGUGGGUACAGGAUUUACUGGGAUGGAGGAGGAGACUCGGCUGCUGCACAGACUGAUGGUGCAACUGUUGCUCAGGCAGCGAGUGCUCAGGCAGCGAGUGCGCAGGCAGCUCAAGGUAGCAGUGUAAAUGCAGCUUUGACAGCCAAGGGUGACACAGAUGCAAAAGCAGUCGCCACCGCCGGAGCCAUUUCUGCUGAGAACAAGGGUAAUGCCGCUGCUGGUGAGGAGAAGGAAGAUAAAGAAGAGUUUGUGGCAGCUGAGCGGCCUUCAUCGUGGAUUGAGGAGGCUCUCACUGAGAUGUUUGACAAAGGGUUACCAGUACCACCACCUUGUCUGGAAAGGGAAAGGGGUGACGGCAUCCUUGGGCCACCUAGCGGCUUGCCACUAGGAGGCAUCCUUUCGGACAGUAAGAAGGGUCCUGUGGCUGGCGGUACUGCUGGGGCGCAGGCUGAAAGUGAGAGCGGUGCAAGCGCUGCGGGGGGUAUAUUGAAGCCAGCGCAUCAGGAAACAGAGAAUUACAGGAAAUGGCAGGAGAGGAUGACAAGGUAUCGACUGCUGCACAGGAAUAAGCACGGCAGCUCAACAGCUGUGAGGAGGGUGGCCAGGAGCAGUGACACAGCAGCAAAGGAGCCAUCGAGGGUGACUCUGACGGGGAGGAGGGGCCCUGGAUGGGUGUAUCGUAAAGGAGAAUGGGUAUUUGAUCCUUUGGCGAAAGUGGAGAAGGAGAAGGAGAAGGAGAAGGAUGCAGAAGAAGCCGAAGUCCAAGAGGAGGAGAAGGAAGCGAAGGUGGAGACGGAGAGCAAAGAGGUGAAAGAAGAAAGUGCCCCUGCGGAGAAGGACGCGGAGGGCGCGGACGAGAGUGAGGAAGAGAGUGAAAGCAGCUCUGGCGAAGAGAGUUCUGCGUCGGAACAUGAAGAGUGGGACGAAGCCAAGGAGGAGGCAGGGUGGAGCGAAGAUGAAACUAAGGGCAAGGAGGAAGAAAAGCUCUUGAAGGGCAAAGGGGAGGGAGAUCCUUCGGAAGGUGCCACACCAGGUGAUCAUUGGGUGCAAAUUGGGAAAGGGAGGUACUUCAGGUGGGUUUCUGUAGGGGGAGUUUGGAAGGAGGGGGGUGAGUGGAAGUGGGAGGAAGGAAAGGGCUGGGUUGAACAGAAGGGUGUUCUGAAACGGAAGAAGACGGAUGGAAAGGAGGAGGAGGAACCGGAGGAGGAAAAGAAAUGGAAGGAGCAGUAUGGGCAGGGAGUGUCCGCUGAAGCACUGAAGUCAAAACCAAAGAAGGAGGAUGCAGGAAAUAUUCUUGACCUUUGGGACUGGGCAGUUGUCGAGAGGGGUAAGGGGAAAAAGAGGGAUGCAAACGGGAAGGAUGUGCCCUCUCUGCCAUGCUUGAGUGGCAAGGUCGCAGCUGCUGGGAAACAAUUACAUCCAUCCCUCGCAGGCUCCGGUUUUAUCAAGACGUGUCCGAUAAAGGAGACGAAACGUGAUUUGGUCCGCGUCACGUCAGGUCGCGUGUACAGACUGCGGCGUCCUCAUGCCAAUCACCUCGCAGCUCUUGCAGCACAGGGUUCGACAUAUAAAGAGUCCGAUCCGACUGCAGGUUGGGGAUACCCGCUCCUCCAGGACGUAGGAGCUGAAGAACCGCAUGUUGAGGAAGAUGCCAAGGCCUCUAGCCCAGGCCGAAAUGGUGGCGGCACUUCUGAGAAGAAAUUGCUGGAUUCAGUGGGAACGUGUGCAGAGUUUCGGGCGGCUAUGGCUUCUGAAGUAGGUGCUGCUGUGAUCAUCACGGAAACCGGAUUGAAAACUCUUCCUGCAAGCACUAGCAAGGCAAGCGCUGUGGCACAGGCAGCCUCCAAUGCCAAAGCAAUGAUGUACCGCGACAGGGCUGCGGAACGAAGAAAGCUACAUGGGUUGGGCACUGGACCAGGGCAACGAAACCAAGUCGUGGCGGAAUUGAUGAAGAAGGCGGAAGCUGCAGAGGCAUCAUAUUUGGAAAAGAAGGCAGAAUCCAUGGAGAAAAAGAAACGGACGUCCAUGGAAAGGAUUGCUGCUGGGGCGAUGCCCACCCCUACGAUCGGAAAUGAUGUCGGAUGGGCGAGGUAUCGGGACAGAGCGGCUGAGCGGAGGAAACUCUAUGGUGGAUUUGGGACGGGUCCAGGCCAGCGCGCGCCGGCUGGUGAAGAGGAGGAUAAGACCGAUCCCGCACAAGUGGACGAUCCGAUGGCCGGUGGAGCAACACCAGGUGGUCCUGGAAAACCUGGUAUUCUUCCGCUUGGAAGCGGCAAUCGGGGUAAACAGAUGCUGAAGGGGAUGGGCUGGAGAGAGGGCGACUCGCUUGGAUCGACCGUGACUGGGAUUACCACACCGAUAUCUGCAAUCGGCAAUCAAGGGAGGGCAGGGCUCGGCUGGUCUUGACGUAUUAAAGCAGGAACUGCUUCUCUGCACCACUUUGCCGCCACCGCUCUCCUGCUCUCCCGCAGGCGAAAUGAGUGCGCGCAUGUGCAUGCGCUCUCAUCCCAAUGCUCAUAUGAUGAUCUGCCAUAGUUGUCGGUUGCCAGCUUGCGUUCCAUGCUUCUCUAGCUUGUGUCGUGUUGUUGUGUUUCGAGUGCGCAAACUCUUCAUCUGUCUGCCACCAGUACGCUCUCCACGCUCUCCCUCUGGAAUCCACGUCCUCGAGAACUUUCAUGUAACCUGUUGAAAUGUUGUUGCUCUUGUCGGCUUGCUCUUUGCUUUCUCUCUCCGGGAAUGCCUUCGUCUUCUUGUUUCCUAAUUCCUUUUUUCUGUCUCUUUGUUUGCUGAUCGCCGACACUCUUGUUGGUGUGGCACUGCGAGCAUGCUGAUCUCGCAGACGGGUCCAGAUGGAAAUCAGUUUCUUCCCAAAUUUUAAAUCCCCCAAGGAGAUCGACGAAUGAGCAUCCACUCGCUUGCCAUCCCUGCCUGGCGUUGUCGCUCCUAAACGACGUCGAGCGCCGAAGGAAGUAUUUUUUUCUUCAUCUGUUGAAGAUAAGUCCCAGGGGCUAGUUGGCUUGUUGGCAGGCUUUUAAAAAAGACUGAGUUGACACAUGCACAUAGAAGACUGAGGUGGCCAUUGGGGGGUAUCUCUUUUAUAAUCUAGGGGGGGGGGGUUAUGAAAUCAAGGGGGGGGGCGUAUAUCUCCGGUUUCCCAACAACGUUAAUCUCUGUGAGCAGCGCAGGUCCUCCACUCUACCCUGGAAAUUGGGGAUGGUUGGAUUUAUGCUGCCCCUGUUUUAUUAUUGGAAAUCCUUUUGGAAUUCUCCCUUCUUCUCCAUUCCUCUUUUUAUGCUCUCCUCCCUCCCCCCUUGUUUUUUUUCACCCUUUCCGUUCCUCGCCACUUGUUUUUCCCACUUUGCGGUCCUGUCCGCUUGUUUUUCACCCUUUUCGUUAGCGUGGGUGGGCUGCUUCUUGUCGGGAAGAGCUUGAGGGGAUAUAGGGAAUGUCGGGUGAAAUCCUUUGGAGUCUCGUUUGUGUCGACAGGUUGGCAUGCACGACAGGUCGGUGCUCUUUUUCAGUGAAGGGGAGAGUCGUCAGUCACGCAGGAACCUCAGCGUAUAUGUAGGCAGGACACGUCGUUGGAGGGGAUGGGAUGGGAUGGGAUGGGAUGAGGACAUUGCUGAUUUGCGGAGUGGAGUCGAGUCGUAUCUGGUCCUGGUGGUCGGUUAUGUAAGCUUGCUCU